Molecule: messenger RNA, 423 nt
Organism: Humulus lupulus (European hop)
Lineage: Eukaryota; Viridiplantae; Streptophyta; Magnoliopsida; Rosales; Cannabaceae
Product: methyl jasmonate esterase 1
Exons: 2
Coding region: 1-423 (140 amino acids)
Biological process (GO): salicylic acid metabolic process; jasmonic acid metabolic process
Molecular function (GO): methyl indole-3-acetate esterase activity; methyl salicylate esterase activity; methyl jasmonate esterase activity
Source: RefSeq, a predicted model, not a curated record
AUGGCAUAUAGCAAUAAAAGUCCAAAGACACAUCAGGAGAUGGAAAACAAAGGAACACAUUUUGUGCUGGUUCAUGGAUCUUGUCAUGGAGCAUGGUGUUGGUAUAAGGUGGUGGCUCUACUUAAGUCAAAAGGCCACAAAGUCACAACUUUGGACCUUGCCUCCUCUGGCAUCCACCCAAAGCCGAUUCAUGAAAUUAAGUCAAUCUCUGACUACGUUGAGCCACUGAUGGAUUUCAUGGCAUCCCUACCCCCAGAGGAGAGGGUCAUUCUGGUGGGUCACAGCGUGGGUGGAGCAUGCAUAUCUGUUGCUAUGGAAAGGUUCCCUGAGAAAAUUUCUGUGGCUGUUUUCGCCGCAGCAUUUAUGCCUGGUCCUGACUUGAGCUUCUCCAUUAUAAAUGAAAAGAAGUUGAAUGUUCUUUAA